Molecule: messenger RNA, 1484 nt
Organism: Solanum tuberosum (potato)
Lineage: Eukaryota; Viridiplantae; Streptophyta; Magnoliopsida; Solanales; Solanaceae
Product: adenosine deaminase-like protein
Exons: 11
Coding region: 125-1225 (366 amino acids)
Biological process (GO): adenosine catabolic process; inosine biosynthetic process
Molecular function (GO): adenosine deaminase activity
Source: RefSeq, a predicted model, not a curated record
UCUAUUGUCUUCAUCACUUUGUAUUUAUCUGCAAGACUCUUUUUUGUUUUUUGUUUUUUGUUUUUGUGCAGGCAGCCCUAAACCCCAAGUGCAAAUCUUGUAAAUUCCUCCAUUUUUUCUCAAGAUGGAUUGGUGGGUGUCAAUGCCAAAAGUUGAACUACAUGCCCACCUCAAUGGCUCCAUCAGAGACUCCACUUUGAUGGAACUUGCUAGAGAAUUGGGUAACAGGGGGCUCGUACAUUUUCCUGAUGUGGAACGUGUUAUCUUAAAACAUGAUCGCUCCCUUACUGAAGUCUUCAAAAUGUUUGAUUUGAUUCACAUUCUUACAACUGACCAUGAAACUGUAACCAGAAUUACUAAAGAGGUAAUUGAAGAUUUUGCUGCUGAAAAUGUUGUAUACUUGGAGCUAAGGACAACUCCAAAGAAAAAUGUCUCCAAAGGGAUGAACAAGAAGUCAUACAUGGAAGCAGUUUUGGAGGGUUUAAGGGCUGUUAGUACCGUCGAAGUUGAUAUUUUUAGUGAACCUAAUUUUGAUUGUCCUGCUAGUGCCGCUAUUUAUGCUCGGAACAAUGAAUGUGCAAGCAAUGGAACAGGAAAAAAGAAAAUAUAUGUCAGACUUCUACUCAGUAUUGAUCGUCGUGAAACCACAGAAGCUGCAAUGGAAACUGUUAAGCUUGCUCUGGAAAUGAGACAUUUGGGAGUUGUGGGUAUCGACCUUUCUGGCAAUCCUAUCAUUGGUGAAUGGCUAACCUUUCUUCCUGCUUUGGAGUUUGCUAAAGAGCAAGGACUUCUGAUUACCCUUCACUGUGGCGAGGUACCCAAUCAGGUGGAAAUCCAUGCAAUGCUAGAUUUUCUUCCCGCAAGAAUUGGCCAUGCUUGUUGCUUUGGAGAAGAAGAAUGGGCAAAGCUAAAAUCCUUAAAAAUACCGGUUGAAAUUUGCUUGACUUCCAACAUCAGGACCGAAACAAUAUCUUCUUUGGAUAUUCAUCAUUUUGCGGAUUUAUAUAAUAGUGGACAUCCAAUUGUCCUCUGUACUGAUGACUCGGGGGUAUUCUCUACCAGCGUAUCUGGCGAGUAUAGUCUUGCCUCUUCUAGUUUUGGUAUACAAAGGAGAGAGAUGUUCCAGCUGGCUAGGAAUGCUGUUAAUUUUAUUUUUGCUGGUAAUAAAGUAAAACAGGAGCUGGAGCAAGUAUUUGAUUUAGCUGCAAAGACCCUGGAGUUCUGAUGAAGAAUAUUGAAAACUGAAAUGGGGUUUUUAAAUGGAACUAUAUUGACAUUGAAGAUUUAUAUAAUCGACUCCAACUUGCUUGAGAUUGAAGUGUUUGUUAUCAUUGCUCAUGCCACUUAUUCCUUCUAUGAUAUAUGUUGGUUAUGAAACAAUACAUAUUGGCUACUUGUAAUCAAAACUGGCUCUAUAUUCAAAUUAUCGACUACUUCUCUACCUUAGUAUUUUUCAAACCUGGUUUGAGUAAUGUUUUUAUUGA